UCACAUGUAGUGCUCCUUUCAACGCGCUUUCAUUCAUGACUUGAAAAGGCGCUUCUGAUAUUUGCCCAACAGUUUCUUCCUUUCAAAAGGACCUGUUACGUAAAGUCAUAAGGACGAAGAUAUUUUCAAGUUGCAUAAAGUCCGACGUGUGAACAAAUUUAAUCUUGCAAAUUAGCUAAUUUGAUUAAGUUUCUGGUUAUCUGUGAAUAUCCGCUUACUAAUUCUCCGGAGCGAUGGUGACGAAGUGGCUAAUCGAUACGAGGCAACUAUGAAGUGUUGUUUGCCUUUUAAUUGAGUGAAAAAUCAUUUGUGGUGAUAUUAUACGAGCACUAAGUUAUAUAAGUGCCCAAAGGGGGAAAGUGUAGUGAAAGUCAAGUGGGAAAGACUAGUUAUCAGCUUCUGCGGUCGUGCUGAGUGACUCUAGAAGCUCCAGACGUACGUAUUUCAGGGGAGCAUGCCUACUUUAUGUGACUUUUGACAUUAACAUUCAUCACAAGAAUGGAAUUUCUGCUCUUCCGACCCCUUAUGAUUAGCAUUGGGCAUGAACUUGAGGAGGCACUUGAUAUCAUAUUUUCAUUAUCCUUUUUGUGGAUGCGCCUUUGUCUGCAUUUAUUUAUUUUUCUGAGUAUGGAUGAAUUGUUCGAGUGUUAUCUUAGAAAGAACCACUUUUCCUUUUGGCUGUGUUUAUACAAAGAAAUAAAGUAAAUAUAAAUUUCUUGAAGUAAAUGUCUCGCAUUAGGAACAUCCUAUUUAAUUUAUUUAAACAAUUUCCAUAAUAUCCCAUCUCAUUCUAAUCGGCUUAGGUGAGCAGAAUAUCAAUGAACUUUGGUCAACCGAUUCAGGAUAUAAUUUCGUCUACAGAAUGCUAUACCCAACUAUUAUGUUGAUGUUUAUCGCCAUUGUGGUGCGGUCUGUCUCCUCAACUUGUGUUUACACACGUAUACAUAGUUGAAUUCUUUCGGUUCAGAGAAGGUUCAGCGUAUUCUUAAUCGAAUUGUUUUGUGGGUGGAAAAAUGUCCCCCAACUCCUGUUAAUUAGGUAGUCAAACUUUGCUUGUCCGUCAUUUCGCUUAGGACAAAUGUUAGGGAAUUCAAUAUGUGGGUAAUAAUGAAGGUUUAAUUACCGUUCCUGAUUGAUGUUGUUCGAAAAGAUAUCGCGAAAGGACGACAGAUAAGCAGCAGUAAACUACAUAUAUUAUUUUAAUUUGAUAUGACCCCAUAGUGUAGACUUUCUGAGAAAAGCUAGUAAUUUUCCGCUAAAUUCUAAAUCCUUGUCCCAGUAAACAGAUUUGAUUUUGGAAAAUGAUUUUUGCAUGUUUGUUGUUAUCUUAGAAUUUUUAAAUUUAAUUCACAUCUAAUUAUAUCUAUUUAUCUUUAUCAAUGUCUUUUGCAUUCCCUAGAAUGAACUGAAACCACAAAUGGAUUCAAGCACUUAGCAAUAAGCACUAUUAUUUUCAACAGCAACUCACAGUCGAAAUAGUUAUUGAUACUUGUAGUAGCCAUCACGAAUCUGCACUGUCUAAUGUACACGUUUUUCUCUUAAGUUAAGUGUAUUACACUCAUAUUUGUUUGCAUUGCAACUUAUCAAUUAAUUUUAUUUAUAUAUAUUUAUUUGUGCACAUAACACACACACGUUUCUGAUUUUUUUUUUUCAAAUUUAAACGCACAUUAUGGCCAAUACUGCACAAUUAUUACGACGUCAAAGUUCGCGAGAUAUUCCGUUGAGAACGCAAAGAAGUUUGGAUAACUUAGAAUUGAAGAACUCCUUAAAGGAACUACGAGGGCGAUUAGUGCGAGCAGAAAAUGGGAGCAGUGGACCGCCUAUGUAUGGUGCAACGAAUCAAGCAUUCAUCCCCGACAGUUCGCCGGAUGGCGAUAAACCUUUCAUUAAUGAACCAGGAAAACCACAUGUUCAGAUUGCGGAAAGUGAAAUGGUACAGGAAAAGCCGGAAGAUGAGAGGGAAAGUUGGGAUAGUAAGCUGACUUUCCUAUUAGCGACAAUAGGAUAUGCUGUGGGACUAGGCAAUGUUUGGAGAUUUCCAUAUCUUGCGCAGAAAAAUGGUGGUGGAGCGUUUUUAGUUCCAUAUUUUGUGAUGCUGUUCAUUCAAGGUAUUCCGAUAUUUUAUUUAGAGUUAGCGGUAGGACAACGAUUAAGAAAAGGUGCUAUCGGCGUGUGGAAUCAGAUUUCACCUUUUUUGGGUGGAAUAGGUAUUUCGUCGGCUGUUGUGAGUUACAUUGUAGCCUUGUACUACAACACGAUAAUAGCAUGGUGUUUAAUAUAUUUCCUGCAUAGUUUUGAAUCACCACUACCAUGGGCUGAAUGCCCAACAAGAUUGUAUAAAAACUAUACUUAUGACCUUGAACCAGAAUGUGUGGCUUCAUCACCAACCCAAUACUACUGGUAUCGGUCAACUCUAAUGUCCUCGUCAAGUGUUAACGAACCUGAACAAUUCAAUUACUAUAUGGCCUUAGCGUUAGUAGUUUCCUGGUUUCUAGUCUACAUCUGCAUGGUUCAAGGGAUAACAUCAUCAGGAAAAAUUGUAUAUAUCACAGCCAUCUUUCCAUAUAUAGUCCUGAUAAUAUUCUUUUUUCGAGGAAUCACUCUAAAGGGUGCGUCUGAUGGGAUACUGCAUUUAUUUACGCCACGAUGGGAGGAGGUUCUAGAGCCAGUGGUAUGGUUAGAAGCAGGGACUCAAAUAUUUUUCUCGCUUGGGCUUGCGUUCGGUGGAUUGAUAGCUUUCAGUUCGUAUAAUCCAGCAAACAACAACUGCUACCGAGACGCCCUAUUGGUUUCAUUAACGAACUGUGGCACAUCAAUGUUUGCAGGAGUCGUUGUUUUUUCGGUGAUUGGCUUCAAGGCGCACGCGACGUUUGAUCGAUGUGUUGAACAUCGGAACGAAAUGUUGUCAAUUAACAAGACCAAAGGACUGCCAGUUUGCGACCUCCAAGAAGAACUAGCGAAUAGUGCAUCUGGUACCGGUUUGGCAUUUAUCAUUUUCACUGAAGCGAUCAAUCAAUUUCCUGGAGCACAACUGUGGGCGGUACUGUUCUUUCUUAUGCUAUUUACUCUAGGGAUAGAUUCACAGUUCGGGACCUUAGAAGGUGUUGCAACUUCGUUGGUUGAUAUGAAAUUGUUCCCUAAUUUGCCAAAGGAGUAUAUUAUUGGGGGGCUAUGUUGUUCGUGCUGCGCCAUCUCCAUGUGUUUUGCGCAUGGCGCUGGCAGCUACAUUUUUCAACUGAUGGAUAGUUUCGCUGGAAAUUUCCCAUUACUAAUUAUUGCCUUGUGUGAAUGUUUAUCUAUAAGUUAUAUUUAUGGAGUAAGAAGAUUUGCUGAUGACAUUGAACUUAUGACUGGAUCCCGUCCUUCCUUAUACUGGAUGUUCUGCUGGAAAUAUCUAUCCCCAAUUGCAAUGAUAACAAUUCUUUGUGCAUCUGUCUUUGAAUUAGCUACGAAUGGAAGCAGUUAUCCUGCUUGGAAUGCCGUUACCGGAAUGACUGAACAAAUGGAAUGGCCCCAUUGGUGUAUAGUUGUUGCAGGCUGCUUAAUAUUAGUUUCCAUCAUUUGGAUACCUCUGGUUGCACUAUUCAAACUUAUUGGUGUAACAAUUGUUGAAGACACCGAACCAGCAUGGUUCCCAACUGCCGAAUUGCGUGAAGUGCAUGGUAUUGUUCCACAUGAGCCCACCGAAAUUGAGAGGUCGUUAUUCUGCUUCAAUUCGGACGGGACAGAAGGUAUGUGUUGUCCUACUUAUGCGGUGCCAGAGGUAUCGCUAGAGGAAGAAGACUAA
Messenger RNA from Hermetia illucens (black soldier fly), 3787 nucleotides. RefSeq names its product sodium-dependent neutral amino acid transporter B(0)AT3. Gene Ontology annotation, cellular component: membrane. Lineage: Eukaryota; Metazoa; Arthropoda; Insecta; Diptera; Stratiomyidae. Bases 1670 to 3787 code for a protein of 705 amino acids. Gene Ontology annotation, biological process: sodium ion transmembrane transport. The transcript is spliced from 11 exons. The record is from RefSeq and is a predicted model, not a curated record.